This is a messenger RNA of Aspergillus mulundensis, 825 nucleotides long. RefSeq lists its product as uncharacterized. NCBI's taxonomy places the organism in Eukaryota, Fungi, Ascomycota, Eurotiomycetes, Eurotiales, Aspergillaceae. The coding region runs from base 1 to 825 and encodes 274 amino acids. The record is from RefSeq and is a predicted model, not a curated record. The transcript has a single exon.
AUGGCAAUCGUCGAAGAUGCCGGUCGUGGUUUCCUGGGCAAUCUGACGCCUUCUGUAUUCCAACAUUACCCCUACCGCGACCGAGAGGGCUUUGAAAAUGACUUCAACCACGCAUUUCAUGCUGACGCCAAUUUUACUGAGUGGUUCCUUGUCGGCAACGUGAAUGAGAAGGUUUUUGCCUCUGCGUUCCUUGAAGCCACGGAAGAACCUUUCUCUCGUUGGUGUGCCUACGACAGAACACUAAAGCUCCUUCUCGUCAGAACCAUGAAGUCAAAGGCACACGAAGCCGCAACAAGUGUUUUCGAUAAUAUAUUCUGGGAGGAGGUGAUCAAAAUAGGGAUGCAGCGCUCGCUCGAAAACAUAGGCGCUGCUACGCAUUUUGCGAACAUUGGCGCAGAGGAGCCCGACAGGGCGUGGCAGCCAACCAGACUACCCCGGGACCGAGAAGACAAAUGGCCAACUCUAGUCCUUGAAGUUGCUUUCAGCGAGGCCCAGUCUAAGCUUCAGUCAGAUGUGCGUUAUUGGCUAAGGGCGGCAGAGGGUGACGUGAAAACAAUCAUAACUCUCCAAAUCGCUCGUAAUGAGCCCAGAAUCACCAUUGAAAGGUGGGAAAUCACUGUCAAUAACCACGGCAACCAACGGCAACAGGUUGUCAUAAGGAGAACAGCCAAUAAUAGGAUUAUCGUUCGUGGGGCUCCGUUGGUGGUCCAAUUUCAAAGGUUAUUUCUCAGACCUCCUUCUGUCCCGCGAGAAAGAGAUGUCGAAAUCGACGUUGACAAUCUCGAAUACUUGGCCACGAGAAUCUGGGCUAAGCAGCAAUUCUAA